Molecule: messenger RNA, 1320 nt
Organism: Mollisia scopiformis
Lineage: Eukaryota; Fungi; Ascomycota; Leotiomycetes; Helotiales; Mollisiaceae
Exons: 5
Coding region: 1-1320 (439 amino acids)
Source: RefSeq, a predicted model, not a curated record
AUGAAGCUCUCUCUUUCGGUGCUCGCUCUCCUCGCUCUGAGAUCAGUCUCUUCCAUUUCUGCAACUCUUAUCACGGCUUCACCAUCCAAAACAGCCGUUCUUGCUGGAAGGCAAUUCUCGUCUGCCAGUUUGGCCAGUUGCUCGACAGUAUCAGGUCUUGCAUCACCUCAACCCUCGGGUGCGGUAUGUGGUGAGCUUGCAAAUUCGGAUGGGACUGGCUACCUCAUAUCUUACGUCGCGGGAUCACCAUAUGUUGCAAGCCUUGCUGCUUUGUCCGGAUUUGCUAAACCUCAGCCAGCAAACACAACAUGCGGUGUUCUCGCAUUCUCUAAUGGCUCAGGCACCAUUAUUGACUACACAAAUGGUGUCUACACAGAAAACGCUGCAACCUGUGGCCAAAUUUGUUUGGCAACUACAGGCUGCACAAAUGUCUACUUUGAAGCAGGAGCGUACUGUAAUCUGCACUCCGGACCACCAACCAAUUUGGCAUCUUCCUCUUCACCCUACACAUUCUACGAUUUGAGCUGCUUCACAUGCCAAGAUGUAAUUUAUUCUUCGUCCUCAUCAUCAACGUCAACGCAAACAUCCAUAUUGUCAACUGCACAGUCAUCAACAGUGUCGUCAACGAGUUCAGUCACUACUUCUGUGACUUCGUCGAUAACGCCAAUAUCGUCGGAAUCAUCCACGACUCCCACUACGACCGCCUCAUGGACAUGGACCUCUGUACAGACAAAUCCUGCCUUGUACAAUAUGGCGCUUACAACAACAUAUACACAAUCACCGCAGUGCACGACAGGAGCCAUUACCGAAAUGGCUGCCUGGGGGCCAUAUCUAUGGGAUAAUUCGGUCAAUCCACUUCCAACUUCCACCAUGACAACUUGCUAUCCACCUCAAUUCUACUCGAGCGUCAUAGGGAUUCUCAAUAAUGUGACUCUGCCGGCUUUCAGCGCAUUGGUAUGUCCAUAUGAAUGGGACACGAUUCCCUACAACGCAUCUUACAUUGCUUGUUGUCCAAACGGGUUUGGCCUUAUCGCUCCAAAUUACGCAAGCAACUCGGCUCGGCCAUUUUCUGGAGCAUUAUGCACAUCAAACAUAGGAUUCGGACAGGUGUAUGAUGUUUCAUCAUAUAAUUCCACUGCGUAUUGGACCGUUAUACCCGUAACGGCUACAGCUGGCACAGUUGUAUUUGCAGACGCCUUUGAUGGCAUUACAGCCCCAGCAACUACUUCCACGCUUCUGAUCACUUCUUCAUCGACAAAGUCGUCUUCGUUCACAAAGUCCUCUGCAUCAACUACGGCCACCACGUCAAUUAAAGCUUAG